GUGCGCCACAUUGUUUCCCCAUUUCUUUCCUGGAAACGGUUGCUAACAACAUACUACUGCGAGCGAGUUUGCUAGCGAACUAAUUGUGGCAAUACAAGGGAGCUAUAAAAACUAAAAAAAAAACUAACCAGAACGAAAACUUUCAACUUUCACCCACAGUCAAAGUUAGCACAAUGCCUCGUGGGAGGUCAGCAGUCAGCAUCCUCUCUGACAGUAGUGAGAUGGACAUCGAUGGGAUUGCGGAGGCCGAGCUGGCCAAGCUUCAGAGGCAAUUCCGUAUCAUGGAGGGCGACCGGCAGGCUUACAGCAUCGAGACCCAGAACCUGAUUCGCAGGCAGCUGCAGGAGAUUCAGAAGCUCCAGAAGGAGCACGAGGAGCUGCAGUGUAGCCUUCGUGUGUCGGAGAGCCACGCCCGCCGGCUGCGUGACACGGAGGCGACGCAGACCCUGCGCAGCACGCUGGAGCGACGCGACGAAGUGGAGGAGCAGCUGGAGAGAGAGAAGCAGGCUAUCGCGCAGCUGGACCAGGAGAUUUUUAGCCUGGAGAGGAAGCUGGCAGACCGGAGGAGAGGGGGCAGCGCGGUGAACCUUAACCGAAAAGCCCAGGCCAGCCAGACGCACCAGGCCAGCCACACCCUGGAAAACAAGCUGCACAGGGCCUUGACCAGUUUUAACAAGCAGCUGGCGAAGAUUGGCAGUCUGAGGGAAGAGCUGGAGACUCUGCAUGUGGAGCGGGACAGGUUUCAGCACCUGUACCGCAGACUGAUCAAGGAGCUUCAGGAGUUACGCAAGGACAUCGGGGAUGUAGUCGACCAAUCCACAUCCGCCUACGAUGCUAGGGUCGAGGCCCAGUGUAAGACCGUGACGCUGAACGAGAAGGCCGUGAAGGACCUGGCGCAGUACAACGUGGAGAUGCAGGAGCUGGAGAGGAUCAUCGCCCACGAGCACCGGCUCAAGACCUUCAUGAACGUCAAGAACCAAGAGCGAGCCGACGAGGACGCCCAGGACCUGAGCCGCAAGCAAGCCACAGAAGAGAGGGAGAAGAGGAAGACUGAAUCAGGGGAGGAAAGCAUAGCCUCUCUGGAGGAAGCCUUCAUUCGGAUCCAACGCAUCACUGGAGAGGAGGACCUAGACCUGCUCGUCAUGAAGUUCAUUGAGGUUGAAGACCGGAACUUUGCCCUCUUCAAUUACGUCAACGAGCAGAACAACGAGGCUGAGACACUGAGGGACCAAAUCAGCCAGAUCCAGCAGGAGAUGGCCCAGUUCCGCCAGGAGGGGCAGAGGCAGGAGAGGGAGCGAGGGGCCCUGCUGAGGGAGAUCGGCGAGCAGCAGGAGGAGACGGAAAAGCAGACACAGGCCUACGAGCAGCGCGCCACCGUGCUGGCCAAGAUCCUGGACCAGCUCAAGACAGGAGUGAGCGACGUGUUCCAGAAGAUCGGCUGCGACCGCUCGGUGAUCGAGGACAUGCUCGGCUCCUCCAGUGGCAUCCGGGACAGCGACCUGAUAACCUACCUGAGCCUGGUGGAGCAGAAGACCAACGAGCUGCUCACCAUACAGUCCUACCUCAUGUCCAAGGACCUUGAGAAAGAUUACGACCCUGAAGAUGUCGCCCGUGUCUUGCUGGGUCAGAGUCCACAGCUUACCAGACAAAAUUUAUCUAUCCUGCCUCCCUCCAUUGGAGACACCAUUGACCCGGAAGAGUCCUCCCUCACUGACGAGGAACGCCCCCUGACAAGGAAUGAACUCCAAGAAAGAGUCCUGAAGGGGAUAGCAAGCACAAGGAUUAUUGUAAGUACCCUCUGCACAAACAGCUGUCAAAGUAAACUGACAAUUUUGCCUGGCAAAUGGGGGGGGGCAUGACCCCUCAAAUUGAGCGUGCAUGACACUGCUACGCCAUUAAAGAGGUGCCAGAGCUCUGUUCGUGUACCUCAGUUCACCCCCCGUGUUCUGGCCCAGGUCCUGCGUAAGGAGAAGAGCACCCGGCCAGACGCCAAGCUCCCCAAGGUCGGCGUGGUGACCAGCAGUCGCCAGCACCCCGCCGAGGUCUGACGUGGAGCACCCGCACCAACUGCCCGCCUGGUUCCCGCGCACCCGAGUCUGUUUGUUUUCACUGUUCUACUGCAAUGGAACAGACUUUUCAGAAGCAGCCAAUCAUGGGUCAGCUCCAGUGGGCUCGAUGUGCAAUGCUAGGAUGCUUCAAAUGCAAUUCAUUUACGAAACAAUGAUGUACAGCAACCAUAUCAGUGUUGCCACAACAGAAUCCAAAGAGCAGUGAUUAAGUCCCUAAAAAAGUGAACAAGUGAUAAAAAAGUGAAGCAAGAUGAAUCAGUUAAUCUGGUUAUCCAUCAAUAUCAUUGAUAACUCAACACCACAAUGGAUAUCAGCACAGCACAAAGAAUCUAGAUGACAAGGCUUAAUCUUGACUAAGUUGUAGGACACAGGGAUGGGGGAGGUUGUGCCAGGGGUAAAGGGAAGAUCUGAAUAAAUCUUUGUUAGAAGCUGCUGAGCCCCUUGAUACUGCCUUCCCAUUGAGUUGGGACCAGCUGAGACAGCAUGGCUUUAAUUCAACCAAUCACGUUUGUCUUUAACUUUACUAAGAUAUGGAUCCAAGUGUUUGUGCUUUCUUUGUACUGGUUACAACUUACUUACGGCAGUAACUGAACUCACAAAAAUAUAUUUGUGAAUAAAACAU
Messenger RNA from Anguilla anguilla (European eel), 2691 nucleotides. Its product is annotated as coiled-coil domain-containing protein 114-like. The coding region runs from base 174 to 1859 and encodes 561 amino acids. The record is from RefSeq and is a predicted model, not a curated record. NCBI's taxonomy places the organism in Eukaryota, Metazoa, Chordata, Actinopteri, Anguilliformes, Anguillidae. Gene Ontology annotation, cellular component: axoneme. The transcript has 15 exons. Gene Ontology annotation, biological process: cilium movement; outer dynein arm assembly.